This is a messenger RNA of Coffea eugenioides, 1459 nucleotides long. RefSeq names its product chloroplast stem-loop binding protein of 41 kDa b, chloroplastic. The record is from RefSeq and is a predicted model, not a curated record. Bases 127 to 1263 code for a protein of 378 amino acids. Lineage: Eukaryota; Viridiplantae; Streptophyta; Magnoliopsida; Gentianales; Rubiaceae. Gene Ontology annotation, molecular function: RNA binding. Gene Ontology annotation, biological process: rRNA processing. Gene Ontology annotation, cellular component: cytosol. The transcript has 10 exons.
CAUAUAAGAUCAUCCCGACCCUUCAAAUUUUGCCACUAAAUAUAACUAAGUCCAUCCCACUACUGCUAAGUGCUAAGAGGUUUGGGGCCUUGUUUGGGGUUGGCAUAUCUGAAGCAAUUGUCCUUCAUGGCUAGCAUGGUGGCGGUGCAGGCUAAGCAGCCUUCUUUCUCUGUUCUCCCAUCAUCUCUUUCAGACUUCAAUGGCAUCAGAUUGACCACCUCAGUUCAGUACAAAAGGAAGGUAUUGCAUCCAAGAGGAGCACUACACGUCUCAGCAUCAGCUGCCAAAAAAAUUCUUAUCAUGGGAGGAACCCGAUUUAUUGGUAUCUUUUUGUCCAGAUUUCUAGUGAAAGAAGGGCAUCAGGUAACUCUGUUCACCAGAGGAAAGGCACCUAUCGCUCAGCAAUUGCCUGGAGAAUCAGACACAGAUUUUGCUGAUUUUUCCUCCAAGAUAUUGCACUUAAAGGGAGACCGAAAAGAUUUUGAAUUUGUGAAGAGCAGUCUUGCAGCUGAAGGUUUUGAUGUUGUAUAUGAUAUAAAUGGUCGUGAAGCAGCUGAAGCAGAACCUAUAUUAGACGCAUUACCUAACCUGGAACAGUACAUCUACUGCUCAUCAGCUGGCGUUUACCUCAAAUCUGAUUAUCUGCCACAUUUUGAGAUUGAUGCAGUUGAUCCAAAAAGUAGGCACAAGGGAAAACUUGAGACUGAGAGCUUUCUGGAAGCACGAGGUGUUAAUUGGACUUCUCUGAGGCCAGUCUACAUCUAUGGGCCAUUAAACUACAAUCCUGUUGAAGAGUGGUUCUUCCACAGGCUGAAAGCAGGUCGUCCAAUCCCAAUUCCCAACUCAGGAAUGCAAGUAACCCAACUUGGUCAUGUAAAGGAUCUUGCUACUGCUUUCGUUAAGGUUCUUGGUAAUGAAAAAGCAAGCAAGGAAGUAUUCAACAUAUCUGGCGAAAAGUACGUUACCUUUGAUGGAUUAGCUAAAGCAUGCGCAAAGGCUGCUGGAUUCCCCGAGCCUGAGAUUAUUCAUUUCAACCCCAAGGAGUUUGAUUUUGGCAAAAAGAAACCAUUUCCCUUCCGUGAUCAGCAUUUCUUUGCUUCCAUCGAAAAAGCGAAAAGUGUGCUGGGUUGGAAACCAGAAUUUGACCUGGUGGAAGGUCUUGCAGACUCUUACAACCUGGACUUUGGUAGGGGAACGUAUAGAAAAGAGGCUGAUUUCUCAACAGAUGACAUUAUCCUUGGCAAGAGCCUUGUCCUCGCCUAAGUUACAAUAUGUUUCCCUCUUCAUUUGUUUUACCUUUUCCUUUUCCUCUCUUAGCUGAAUUUUAUUGAGUAAUAGAAAGUUAAAGGUUUUUUAUGUUCUUGACAAAAAUAUGGAAACAUUUUUUUUUUUAGUUAAUCGACAAUAUCUACACUAUCCAAUCCUAUAGGUGACGGAAACAUUUACUUAUUUAGCAUUA